AAGCAGCCAUACGGCUUUGCUUGGAGGUUGAGUCAGUCUGCCAGAAAAGUGGUGCAGUGGCAGUGGUAAGGUUAUGCUGGAUGAAUCGCCAUGGCGAUCCGCACUUCGGAUGUGUUUUGGCUCCUCUUGCUCCUGGGUGUGGCGCUGCGGGGCACCCAUAGCUGCCCAAGCCGCUGUUUGUGUUCUGGUACCAUGGUGAGGUGUUUGCAUUUGAUGGUGGAGAAUGUCCCGACCGUGCCCCCACUUACUACCAUCCUGGAUUUGAGAUUCAAUAAGAUUAAAGAAAUCCCACCAGGAGCAUUCAGGUGGCUCAAAAAUCUCAACACACUUUUGCUAAACAACAAUCAAAUAAGAAGAAUUCCUAAAGGAGCAUUUGAAGAUUUGGAACAUUUAAAAUAUCUCUAUUUAUACAAGAAUGAAAUCCAAUCAAUUGACAGGCAAGCAUUUAAGGGACUUGUUUCUGUAGAGCAACUGUAUCUUCAUUUCAACCAGAUAGAGACACUAGAAGCAGAAACUUUCAACAACCUUCCAAAACUUGAAAGACUGUUUCUUCACAACAAUAAAAUAGCCCACUUGGUGCCUGGGACAUUUUCUAAUUUGCAGUCACUGAAACGGCUGCGUCUGGAUUCAAAUGAGCUACAGUGUGACUGUGACCUGCUGUGGCUUGCAGAUUUUUUGAGGAACUAUGCCAAAGCUGGAAAUGCACAGGCAGCGGCUACCUGUGAAUAUCCUCGGAGGCUUCAGGGAAGGUCUGUUGCAACAAUAACUGCAGAAGAGCUUAACUGUGAGAGGCCAAGAAUUACUUAUGAGCCACACGAUGUGGAUGUUGUAUCAGGAAACACUGUCUACUUCCCUUGUAGAGCUGAAGGCAGUCCCAAGCCAGAAAUUAUCUGGCUGAGGAAUAAUAAUGAAAUCAGUAUGAAGGAUGACUCUCGUCUGAACCUGUUAGAGGACGGCACCUUAAUGAUCCAGAACACAAGGGAAACUGACCAGGGUGUUUACCAGUGCAUGGCCAAAAAUGCUGCAGGAGAGGUGAAAACACCUGAAGUUAUCCUUAGGUAUUUUGGCUCCCCAGCAAGGCCGACUUUUGUCAUUCAGCCUCAAAAUACUGAAGUCCUAGUUGGAGAAAGUGUCACUUUGGAAUGCAGUGCUGCUGGCCAGCCUCAGCCAAGAAUCACGUGGACAAAGGGUGACCGAUCACCAAUACCUGCUGAUCCUCGCAUCACAAUAACUUCUUCAGGAGGACUCUAUAUACAGAAUGUCAAUCAAGACGAUGGAGGCCAGUACACGUGCUUUGCUGAGAAUAACCUUGACACUAUUCAUGCAACUGCUUACAUUAUAGUGCAAGAUGCACCUCAUUUUACUGUUAUCCCUCAAGACAAGACAGUGAUAGAAGGACAUACAGUAGAUUUUCACUGUGAAGCUCAGGGAUCCCCUCAGCCUAUUAUAGCCUGGACUAAAGGAGGUAGCCAGUUACCUACAGGCCGAAGACAUAUUGUCCUGUCCUCUGGGACUUUGAGGAUAUCUUCAGUAGCUCCACAUGACCAAGGCCAAUAUGAUUGUCAAGCUAUUAAUAUUGUUGGCUCACGAACAGUUUCUACACAACUAACCAUUCAGCACAGAGUAACUCCUGUUUUCAGUAACACGCCGAGUGACAUGACUGUGGAGGUUGGCAGGAGUGUGCAGAUUCCAUGUAGUUCUCACGGAGAACCACAACCAGUUAUAACAUGGAGUAAGGAUGGUGUUCAGAUAACAGAGAGUGGAAAGUUCCACGUAAGUCCUGAGGGUUUUCUUACUAUUCGUGAUAUCGGGCCAGCAGAUGAAGGACGUUAUGAGUGUGUAGCCCGAAAUACCAUUGGGUUCUCCUCAGCUAGCAUGGUAUUAACUGUAGUUGUCCCCGAGGUCAGUCGAACUGGUGACCCAUUUGUAGAAAGAUCAAUUAUUGAAGCAAUUGAAACUGUUGACAAGGCUAUCAACUCCACUCGCAAGCACUUAUUUGACAGCCGUCCUCGCACACCAAAUGAUCUGCUUGCCUUGUUUCGAUACCCAAGAGACCCCUUUACAGUGGGACAGGCAAGAGCAGGAGAAAUUUUUGAAAGGACUCUGCAGUUAAUUCAGGAACAUGUAAAUGAAGGACUAAUGGUUGACCUUAAUGGAACAAGUUAUCACUACAACGAUUUGCUGUCUCCACGAUAUUUGAACCUCAUAGCAAAUUUGUCUGGCUGCACAGCACACAGAAGAGUGAACAAUUGUUCUGACAUGUGCUUCCAUCAAAAGUACAGAACGUUUGAUGGUACAUGCAAUAACUUGCAACAUCCCAUGUGGGGAGCAUCACUGACUGCCUUUGAGAGACUUUUAAAAUCAGUCUAUGAAAAUGGGUUUAACCUGCCUAGAGGGGUGAACUCUGACCGGCUUUACAAUGGAUAUUCACUACCUCUCCCUCGCUUUGUUUCAACGUCUUUGAUAGGAACAGAAACCAUCACUCCUGAUGAUCAGUUUACACAUAUGUUAAUGCAGUGGGGUCAGUUUCUAGACCAUGACUUGGACUCCACAGUUGUUGCAUUAAGCCAAGCAAGAUUUUCUGAUGGACAGCACUGCAGCUUGGUUUGCACAAAUGAUCCUCCAUGCUUUCCAAUCAUGAUCCCCCCAAAUGACCACCGUGUCAGAAAUGGUGCACGCUGUAUGUUUUUUGUGAGAUCUAGUCCAGUUUGUGGUAGCGGCAUGACAUCACUCCUGAUGAACUCUGUGUACCCGCGAGAACAGAUCAACCAGUUGACAUCAUACAUUGAUGCAUCUAAUGUAUAUGGCAGCUCAGACCAUGAUGCAGUGGAAGUCAGGGACUUGGCCAGUCAGCGGGGUCUUCUAAAACAAGGAAUUGUUCAAAGAUCGGGAAAACCUCUGCUUCCUUUUGCAAGUGGGCCUCCAACGGAAUGCAUGAGAGAUGAGAAUGAAAGCCCUAUUCCUUGUUUCUUAGCUGGGGAUCAUCGUGCGAAUGAGCAGCUUGGUUUGACUGCCAUGCAUACAGUAUGGUUUAGAGAACAUAACAGAAUUGCAACAGAGUUACUGAAACUCAAUCCACACUGGGAUGGUAACACAAUUUAUCAUGAAGCCCGCAAAAUUGUGGGUGCACAGAUGCAGCAUAUAACAUACAGCCACUGGCUUCCCAAGAUUUUCGGGGAAGUUGGUAUGAAAAUGCUUGGAUCUUAUAAAGGCUAUGAUCCUGGUGUCAGUGCAGGAAUAUUCAAUGCAUUUGCAACCGCUGCUUUCAGAUUUGGGCAUACAUUAAUUAAUCCCAUUUUAUACAGAUUGGAUGAGAACUUUGAACCCAUUUCUCAUGGUAAUCUUGCUCUCCAUAAGGCUUUCUUUUCUCCAUUCCGCAUUGUUAAUGAAGGAGGUAUUGACCCAAUUCUUAGGGGCCUGUUUGGUGUCGCAGGAAAGAUGCGAGUUUCAUCACAGUUGCUUAACACAGAACUGACAGAAAGAUUGUUCUCCAUGGCACAUGCAGUGGCACUAGAUCUGGCUGCCAUGAGCAUCCAGAGAGGCAGAGACCACGGAAUCCCACCUUACUAUGAAUAUAGGAUCUUCUGCAAUCUGUCUGCAGUUCACACCUUUGAAGAUCUGAGAAAUGAAAUUAAAAAUCCGGAAAUCAGAGAUAAGCUUAAGAGACUAUAUGGAUCUCCACUAAACAUUGACUUGUUCCCCGCUCUGAUGGUGGAAGAUGUAAUUCCUGGAAGCAGAUUAGGACCCACUUUGAUGUGCCUUUUGACUACACAGUUUAAACGCGUGAGAGAUGGAGACAGGUUUUGGUACGAGAAUCCUGGUGUUUUUACUCCAGCACAACUGACGCAGAUCAAGCAGACGUCACUUGCAAGAGUUCUUUGUGACAAUGGAGACAAUAUAACACGAGUGCAGCAUGAUGUCUUCAGAGUGGCAGAGUUUCCACAUGGGUAUACCAGCUGUCAUGAGAUUCCAAGCAUGGACCUAAGGAUCUGGCAAGACUGCUGUGAAGAUUGCAGAACCAGAGGACAGUUCAAUGCACUUUCAGGUCAUUUCCGUGGUAAGCGUUCACUUGAAUAUAGCUUCAAAGAGGAGCAGCCAUCUGAGAACAUCAUUAAAAAUAAAUUGUCAGGUGUUUCAGAAUAUGAGACAUCUAAGAACAGCACUUCCAUCAUUGCACCUCUUCAACAAAACACUGAAAUGGGCAUUAGCAGUUUUCAGGACUUUGUUCUAGAAAUGCAGAAGACUAUUACAGAUCUUCGAAAGCAGAUAAAGAAACUGGAAACACGUCUCAGCAAGUCUGUAUGCACUGAUGAAAAGGGUAAAACGUAUUCAAAUAAUGAACAGUGGAAGAGAGACUCCUGUACUACCUGUGAAUGCAAAGAUGGCCAGGUUACCUGUUUUAUAGAGACAUGCUCACCAUCUGACUGUUUAAAACCAGUGAAAGUUGAAGGAGUCUGUUGUCCUGUCUGUGAGAAGAAGAAGAAAGAUGAAGAAGCAGUAAGGCACUAGAUGGCCUGCACACUGAGUGAACUCCAGCUUGUCAACACACAUUUCCCGACAUUUUAAGAACUGCCCUCUGAUGACCAGUCACUAUAGUACACGGUACUCCAGGUUUCAAGCAUUAGCAGGGUAUAGCUUUUGCCAGGCACCAUAAAUUUCAAAGCAAAACGCCAUAUUAACAUGAGCAACAAGCUGGAUGGCUGGUAUUUUAAGGUUUAUUCAGUAAGGAGGCCAUGCCAGCUAUAAUAAUGUUGAAAGGGAAAUAAACAUGAAAAUAACAAUAAUAUCUGCCAUGGUUUACUGGCAUUAAGCUUCUCAGGUUGGCUGUACUGAAACUGGUGCUACCUGUAUCUUUUUUAUAUAUCUAUCAGUAUAGCAGAAAUAACUGUGGAAGUGUGUGAUGUUAUCACUGAUAAUGAAGCAAGGAUCAUGUUUUGUUUUAAUUGAGACACAUGUAACCUCUCAUUUUCAUUCAGAUGUCAUUUUUAAAACAGUCUGAAAACAUGUUAUGAAACUUUUUUUUUUUUAAUGCCUAAUACAUGAUUUUUAACUCUUAUGUUAUUAGAGGUGCUCAUAACUACAGGCCUUCUUGGAGGUGCUGUGCCCCCGUUAUGGAGAUAAUGUGAAAUGCUGUUUGUUUCUGACUUCUGUAUGAGGUGCCUGCUGAUUGCAUUUGAUAUCUGCUGGUGUUGAAAGGGUAUCAGAAGACUUGCUGUUUCACUAGCCUGUAGCACUGGUUAUUUAUCCCUUCAUAGUUUUGUCUGCCAUUUUCGGAAAACAAAAGACCAUGGCAUGACUACUCUUUUGACAGCACUGUCCACAGUACUGCCAUAAAGGUAUUUUGCAUUUCUUUUUCACUUCUUGUUUAACAGAAAAUAAUUCUGUGACUGUUUUAAUAGUAACCAUAUCAUUGUACUAUGAACCUAUUUUUCAGACACUUGUACCAUAUUGUGUAUCCAAAUGUAAAUAUUUUCAACAGAAAACAUUAUAUUUUUCUUACUGUGUAGCAUUCAUACAGGUCUAGACUGAUAACCUGUUUUAAAAAAACAUCAUACCUCAUGCCUAACUUUGUCAUUUGUGCUGCUUUUCUUUGGACAGCACACUACGUAGAAGGCAAAAAAAAGUGUUGCAAAUUAUAACGUAUAUUACAGAUGCACUGUUUUGUUAUUCGUACCCGAGUACAACAAAGCCAUUAUUACAUGAAGCAGGUCACAUGUUAUCAGUUACCCAUAGCGACACUGGCAUUUAAUCUUUAUAGAAUUAUGUUAAAGGUAUUCUUGGAACAGUGAUAAAAAUAUAAUGUUCUUAACUUUGUAUUUCAGGAAAAUUACAUUUUAUAUUAGGGGGCACCAGUAUAUAGCUGUUUUUUAUGUAGAGAGUAGUAUUUAUUUGGUUUGUAAUAUUGAUAAUGUCCAAUAUAUUGGUUGUAGAAGAAUGAAGCGCACUUUGUCAAAAGAAGUAGGCAAUGCAUGCAUAAAGACAUUUUCUAUUCUUCCCUUGAAAAUCAAGCUUUCAUCUACUAUUUGCCUGUUUGUUCUUUUUCUAAGACUCCUGACAUCUUAGGAAGGCAUCAUUUAGUAGAAAUUAGGAGAGUAUGCAUUCUAUCUCCUCCACUAUUAGUCAGAGUGUAACAUUCAUUAGGAGAUAUUUUGUGUGCAUCCUAUCGCCUGCAUUAUUAUCUUGACUGCACCACUCAAUGCCCACUGUGCGGAGCUGUUGUGGAAGCUUGUCGGCACACCCACAUAAUGCUCAGCUGAAUUGCUGUGGACUUCCUGUUGGACUUGCACUCUCCAGAAUACCUUUAGCAUAGGCUGCACUUGUGGGCUUUCCUGCAGAUGGUGCUUUUGCUGUGGGACUCAGACAGCUCCCUGCUACUACUCCAAAAUGAGUAAACUGGCAGCUGCCGCUCUCUUCUGUCUCUCCCUGGCUGGCACCUCCAGAAACCCGGUCAGUAAUCAUACUUAGGCUAACUGGAGUAGAGUCAUCACUAGACUUCUACACCACAUAUCCCAUUGUCUGGGGGGGGAAAGACUUUACACUUAGUCCAUUUUUUUUAUUCAGAUCUUAAUCCAUGUCCAUAUAAAAUAAUGAUAAAUAAUUUUGCUGAAAGUAACAAGUACAGUAGGGAGUGCAAAUAAGGGUGAGUGUUUUCAAUGCUUCCUUAUCUUCCUAAUUGUCUUGGUGUCUAGAAGCCUGGACUCAUUAUUUUUCCAAUCUGCUUGCUCUCUUUGUCUCUCUCGCAUGUGCGCACACGUGCGCAUACACACACACACAGUCUCCUGUCUGUCUCUCUCCAUCUAUUUGUCUCAUACAUGCAUAGAUUAACAUUAGCAAUUAUAAAAAAAUAUAUAUUCUUUGUAUGACCUAACUAUUUCAUUUCAUUGUUAAUGCACAUUGACAUGAUGAGUGCCUCCAUAAAAGUACUGUCAAACUCCAAUGCAUCCUUAGGUUAUUUAAAAGUAGUAUUCAGGAGCACGCCAGAGAAUUUAGUAUGACACUAAAUACCUCCAUUAUCAUGUAGGAAAGGAGAGGAGAACCAGCAAAUGACACUUGAUCCCCAUCCUAACAGUCUGCUUAUCUCUCAGGUUAGCCCUUGGCUGCCAACAUCAGCAUCAUAGAGGGGAAUGCUUCCGCUGCACCAUCAUGCCUGUUUUUUUAAUUUGUUAAACCAUUUUUCCUCUUUAUUUUAUUAUAACUAAUCAUUGAUUUUGAAGUGCUAAAAUCAGCAUUGAUGUUAUACUGGGUCAUGACCAUGUAUCAGCUCAGUCAUACGAUCAUAGAUAGUAACACUUUUUCACACUUAUUAAUAGUCCAUUUUCAGUCAUCACAUACCUGAUGAUGCUAAGAAAAAUGGCAUUCAAAUGCAAUUAAAGUAUGAAUAGAAACAAGGAGAAAGCUAUAGUGAAACACUGAAAAAUUUUCCAUCUUAAAAAAGUAAAAAGGUGCAGAUAAAAUAAGGUGAGUGGGUAUCUUUCAAGCUUGGAAUUAAAGUACAGCACAUUGAUACGUAUGAAAUGUUGUAAUUCUUACUGUUAGUUUAUACUGUUGCUUUAAAAUGGAGUCUUGUAAACAGUGUUUGGUGCUACAGUGUUGGGCUGGGGAGUAAAAGUGUUAGUUAGGCAGAAACAAUCCACCUAAUUAGGCUGAAAUUCUCUGCAAAUGACAUGUUUUUUUUCUAAAAUUCAAAUAAUUAGUGUAAUGUUUUGAAAGGUUCCACAGUUAAGAACUUUAAAUUUCAGAAAACAUUUGAAUGGCCCUCUGUGGUGGAUGAUGGCUGGAAUCUCGCUUAUCAUUUCCUUUUUUUGGCAAAGUUGUUCAAAGACCUGAAGCUGUUUUAUGUAAGAUAUGUACAGUACCCAUAUGCACUUAGUAGCAUCAGCAUGUUACAUUCAGGGGGGUGUACCUGGUCUCACACUCCCAUUCUUUGUAACUGUUAGUAGUACAGUUCUCAGUUCAAGUCUGACUCAUAAUAGAGUUCCUAUUUAAAGUGUUAAAAAAUAAAAAAAAAAUUUGGAGCCUUUCAGGUGUGCCUACAGUCAAAAUUUCCCAACCAGAACCUAAACAGGAACUGCCUUUUGUGUAUAAGGAAGCAGCAACAUGUACAGCGUUAUCCAGAGUGCCAAAUCUUCAACCUGACCAUUCAGUGCAGGCAAACAGAAAAGGUGAAAGCCUUUCCUAACAGCCUAUGGGGAGGCUGCUUUCGAGAAGACCCGUCACUGGAAUCAGCAGGAGGGUCUCAUGUGUGGCCCCGGCAGGAGACAGGAUAGAGAGAAGACAAGGAUUUCAAGAAGUCAUUUCAGUUGUCAGAGACUUCUUCAGUUUAUAGACCCAUCAUUUUGAAAGCCAACACCCUUUUGAGUUGACACUCAUCAUUGGCUGGUGAUCAUGAACACAGUAAGAGAGGUACUUAUUUUCAACCUGUUUUGGGACUGAGGCCUUGGGUUCAAGAGAUAGUCAGUUGUCUUGUGAGAAACAGGCCAUUGAGACUCCUGGAUUGUUCUUUAAAGCAGAUCUCAGGUCUGGAGGAACUACUCCUUUCACUUCCCCAGGGAAGAUUUGCCACUGAAAGUUAAGCAGGCUUACAUAGGACUUACCACAUCGAUCAGAUUUUCUGAGUUGCUUUCUUAUUGAAUGAAUGAUCAGUGUUUUAUGCUUAGUGAGAUUUGACCAAGAGCACAUAACCUUACAUAUGUGUGUUGCACAAUAAUUCUGCUCUCACUGAGCAAUUUUCUUUAUGUAGGAUCUGCUUUCUGCCCAGGCAUAAACGUGUGUUUCUCAGCUUGUGCCUGAGGUAGGUUUGAGAGGGCUGCAAGCCUACUUGCCAGUGGAAGAGGGAGAACGGACACUAAGAGAAUGUCUUUCUCUAGCUGUGAAUCAUUUUGGUCAGGGGAAGUGGACUGGAUCAAGGUACCUCAUGGUCUCUUAGAUUUUGAUAAGAAUAUUGAGUCUUCUCCUAGUCUUAGUACUGUUCUUGAUGACACUUUAUUUAGGGAAACUUUCAGGCUCAUGAAAUCCUCAUUGGACUGAUUGUGAAGCCUCUUCUUAUGCAGUAGAAAAGGUUAAACCAGUAUUUUGGAAAGAAAAAUGAGAAACCUCGGGUCAUCCAUCCCUCAGAGCCUAUCUUGAAGGAUGUAGCAUUUGUGACCUGAAAGCUCUCAGACACUGGUUUCUCAGUCCCAAAAAAGAUAGGUGCUCUGCUCAAGCCUAGAAGUGAGUGACAUGCUUACUUUUCAGACAGCUCGUGGCAGUUUACUCUGUUACCUCUUUGGCAUAACACAGGCAACAAAGACCACAGUAUCUUACCAUUCUUCAACCAGACAAAAAUUUUAAAGCAGUGGACUGGUUUGGUAAGAAGAUGGUCUGAUGUGCUGUUAUAUGCUUUAGGGUAAUGCAUUAUCUGCCCACCUUUCCAAGUUCUAGUACUUCCUCAUACUUUACACAUUGUAAAAGGUGAUAAACCUCCAUGUUUCUGCGUUUAAGUAAUUUCUGAAAAAGACUGUCUGUAUGCUGUCUUCAUUGUGUGCCCACAUUGCCUGUUAUUCUUUUAAUUUUGCUGGCUUGGAGCCAAAGGCAGUGUCCUUUGGUGUGUUUGUGUGCUUUUUAAGACGAUGCUCAUCAAUUCAUAUAGGAUACCACAUUCUUAAGGAGGGGUAAGCUUCUCAAGAGACUAUUGAGGAAAGCUCAUCUGUCAGUCAAACAAGAUACGGUGCCCACCCGGCUUUUUUUUUUUGUAUGCUAGUGCACAUAGAGAGGAAGGGACUUUUAAACAAUCAUAGUAUCUGGCAGUGUUUCCUUGCCUAGGUCUCCAAUGUUCCUCUUCUAGUGCUACUUUUAAAGGGGGUGCUGCUGUAGUCCUCACUACAAGCCAUAGCCAUCCUUAUCAGGUUUGUCUUGUAAGUGUGUUACAAAUUAAAGAACUGUUUCAAAGAAAAAUGAGUUUUGAAUGUAUUCACAUUCAAUGUUUUGAAUGUAUUCACAGAAGCCCGUAACAAGUCAGAGCUCAUAGGACCCCCUAGCCAUCAAGAGCAACACUCCAGUUUCAGGCACUUUCCAAGGAAUUCCUAGAACAGAUCUAUAAAGAGCAGGUGGAUCCUUUUCAUCACAGGACAUGCUGGAGGGAUGGAUUCCUGUCCCAGAGACUUCCCAUGCUCUGGAACAAGCUGCCUAUUUAUGUCAGGCGGAGCUCCUCAUUGGCACUCUUCAAGAAAGAUCUUGGUGAUUGGAUGGGAGGUUCAGCCCGGGGAUUGCGUCUGUGGCUCUGCUUGACAGGGGCACGGGAAGGUAAUUUUCUUGGGUGGAAAAAGACAGGGUGCAGUUUGGCUAGGCUUAUAUAGGCCCUGGGGCCAAUAGCCUAGUACCUACCUAUGAACCUAUGCUUUCAGAAUGAGAAGGGGUGGUUUAUUGCCAUCUAUUCCUCAUUACAAAGACAAUACGAAUACAGCCCCAUUAUAAAUAAUAGUGACUUCCAACAAACACGUUCAUCAAGUUCUUAAUAAUGAUUGUCGAGACAAUCCUGUCUAGGUACUCCACAUGUUGUUGCUGGACAAAACGGAUUUCUUAUAGUGCAUUAGGAUUUGAGGAAUCCAGUGAAGUUUCUUCCACUUAUUCUUAGACCAGCACCACUUCCUGUACAGGUUGCUCUUUGGCUUGUCUUCUGUCCCCAAAUUGUUCACCACCGUUUUGUCAUUGUUGACAGAAACUGUGCAGGAAAGGAUUCUGUUAGUGUUUCUUACUUAAACAACUGGCCAUGUCAGAGAGCUUCAUUGCAGAAGAUCCUUGCAGGGCCUUCCUCCCCAUAAUUUGGAAGAUGUCUGUUCUGAUUUUGGUACAGGCAAACUGUGGCUAUGGUGCAGUGGAUUUGGCAGCUAUUAGGGGGUAGGACUGACACUGUACUGUAGAAGAGGUGCCGAUGCAUCCAUGCAUGUCAGCGGUGCUAUCACUCUUACUUUGUGUGCAUCUUUGUGCAAACGGUAAAUGUAAUCAUUUAAACAGGCACAGCCACAGUCUGAGUUGUAGCUUCUAAAAUGAUUUUAAAGACUGCUUGCCUUGUCUUAUGCUGUGUUCCUCUCUGUCCUUUAUUAAAGCUACAUGUACUUCCCAUGAAAAGAAGACUUGGGUACUCUGUGAGUAUGUGUUUCUCAUUUAUCCAUGUACUAAUCCUAUUUUGAAGUCAACAUCACCAUUUUUUCUUCCAUCUACUUACCACUGUACUGUAGCUGCCAGCCAGGGGCCUCCUGCUUCUGACUCCAGCCUUAACUCAGUAUUCCCAUCCUUUCCAUAAUAUUCUGUAGUCUUUUCCACUCUCUUUUACUCCGUCUCCAUUACACUUUGCCAAACUCAUCUGCCUUGCUUCUUUUUCUGUCCAUUCUGUUCACUUUAAGUCUAAGUACAACCAUUUCCUAACCCCUGUCCAUCACCUGACAGCAUUCCCUGUAUGCCUGCAGUGUAUGUGCCUUACUGAAGUAGUCUGACUUAUAAAUGACUGUUUUUAUUUACCUAGACUUCUGUCUUUGAAAGCAGUGCCUUCCAUGUAUCAGUUUAUCAGCUUUUCCCUUCUGCAUCUGCUAUUUCUUUGAUUAUGUGGCUUUAAUGGUUAUGACAGCCCCACCGUCACAUUAGUCAGAGUCUUGUUGAAAUACAUUUCUCUAAUCCAACUUUGAGAAUAUCUGCUGUAUUCAGAAAGACUUUGAUGCAGGUGAUUUGGGAUAUAUAGUGUGUGAUCUUUCACUGUAAAGUUACAUACUAUUCUCUUUUUAUUUUUGUUUUAUUGCCUUUGGUAUUGGUAUCAGCUCAUGAAAGCUAAUGGACUGCCCAGCUUCCUUCCAGAUUUGCCUAUGCCUCCUUAUAUAGCAACAGGUAUUAAAUUUCUCAGUACAGGCACAGUCACAUUGGUUAUUUCACCAUGUUCUAAGUUAAUUUAACACAGCUUUGUAUGUCUUGUCCAGAGUGAGAUGUCACGUGGUGUCUAACCUGUCUGUACUCUUUUUACACCCCCCACACACACACAAAAACUAACUUCAUGUAUGAUGGAUUUUUCCAAAGCACUUGUUUCUUCAUCCACUAAUUUGCCCCAUUCUACCUACUUUUUGUCUUUGCCUACUUAAUGCAACUGUUUCAAGCUUCUACAUAAUAUGUAAAGUUUCAACCUUUCUCAUUGUUGAGAAAUUUAUAUUUCCUAAGUUUUAGCAUGGAAAUCAAUUUAUAAUACCACUUUUACCUUUCUCAGUACUAUUUCUUUUCCACCGGUACACCCCCUUUCACAGUUUCUAUUCACAUAUCUCCUGCAGUCUCAUUUCAGAUUUUUUUAUACUUUGUUCUUUUGAUUUCUACUACUAUUGCCAGUUUAUUCAUGCUCCAGUUGCUCCACUGGAUCUUUAUUUCUAGUAGUUCUUUUCCAUAUCCCAGUUUCCUGUGUACAUUAAAAGUAUCCCUAUCUCCAUACAUUUGUCUACUGAAUCUCUGAAUAAUUCUUGUUGGCUUUCCUUUAUCCAAGUUGCCUCUAUCUCCAUUUACUAAUUAUCUUGUUCUUGCCUCCAGCAUUCCCAGUUGCCACCUAAUUUCAUCAUGAUCUAGUAAGUUUAGCCUCCUAUAGUCUUGACUGCUUAUCCCCAAUACUUCAUGUAGUUCCUUAAGUCUUGGUUCUAUCUAUCCAUUCUAUAUACAUUUACUGACUUAGAAAUGCUAAACCUGCCUUGCUGUUUUUUUUUUCCAGCAGUAUUGUUCCAGGCCAUUUUCACCUGAUAAAUAUUUUAAUUGAAAAUAUUAUGUGUGAUCUAGGGGCAGAAAGUUUGUUCUUGCCCCUAUCCAUUAUUCCACCAUUUUCUUCUCUCACCUGUGUUUUUUAGUUCCAAACAUUUGCAUUCUAUAUACCCAUGAGAGUAUUUGGGGGAAAAUUAAAUUUUCUGUAUCUUAAGGAGUACUUUGAGAAAAAAAAAUAAACUCUAGAAACCAUGACAAGAGUCAUUAAGUGUAUUUUAUGUAGGCUUAGAGUUUACGAGCUGGUACUGUACAACUGUAUAAAUAAAGAGCUUAGUGUUUUAUAACUGUUUCACUAAAUUACAUGGAUUAGAAAACAAUUUCCAUUUUCUCCAGUAGGAAAAAUGUAGUACCAAGUAAUUGUAUCAGUGCUAUACUGACAUUGGUCCAACUGGAACAAAAAGUCACUCUGCUUUAAACCACAAAAGAGCUUUAUCUCUAGACUUGGUAUGUAAGCACACACACUGCUUUCUGUCAUUACUAAUUGUGUAAUAACAUAGUACAAUGCAUUUCUUGGAUGAAGUUGAUUUGUCAACAUUUACACAAUGGUGCAAAACUGGUUUAAUUUAUGUACUUAUUAUCACUGAAAAUGAACAGCAGAAUGCCUUUGUUUGGUAUUGUAAAGCAGUAUGUUCACCAAAGAAAUGUUUGCACUGUAUGAUGGAUGUUUUUUCAACAAAAUAAAACGGCCAUUCUUUUUUAAUAAAAAA
Molecule: messenger RNA, 13466 nt
Organism: Protopterus annectens (West African lungfish)
Lineage: Eukaryota; Metazoa; Chordata; Ceratodontiformes; Protopteridae
Gene: PXDN
Product: peroxidasin
Exons: 23
Coding region: 91-4509 (1472 amino acids)
Biological process (GO): response to oxidative stress
Molecular function (GO): heme binding; peroxidase activity; protein binding
Source: RefSeq, a predicted model, not a curated record